Molecule: messenger RNA, 1581 nt
Organism: Culex pipiens pallens (northern house mosquito)
Lineage: Eukaryota; Metazoa; Arthropoda; Insecta; Diptera; Culicidae
Product: methionine synthase reductase-like
Exons: 4
Coding region: 152-1507 (451 amino acids)
Biological process (GO): homocysteine metabolic process
Cellular component (GO): cytosol
Molecular function (GO): flavin adenine dinucleotide binding; FMN binding; [methionine synthase] reductase (NADPH) activity
Source: RefSeq, a predicted model, not a curated record
UCGUUGCGUCAGUCAAACGUCAAACCAGAGUUUGUUAUAAUCCCGUGUGUGUAAAUUAUUAGCAUCGCCCGGCGGAUCACGGAUUGAAGGAAAAUUUCGCGGCACUUCGUGUGAAAACAGCCAGCCCAAUUUAUUGCCCCCGGAUUCAACCAUGGACUAUAUCGAGCAGUACAAAAAUACUCCCCUGACGCUUCCGAAGCUGCCGGCGCACUACAUCGAGACGAUCCGCUCGGAAAAUGGGCAAGUGAUGCAAGAUCACCUUCAGAGUAACUCGAAGCAGCCGUUCGGAACCGGGCCAGUGCACAAAACCAGCAUCAUUGGCUACAAAGUCCUGGCGGAAGGAGAGGGCGUGAAAACGGUCUAUGAGAUGACCAUCAAGGAACCUCCCAACAUGGAGGAGUUUUGCCCGGGAGACACGAUAGGAAUACUCACGCAGAAUCUGCCCUCGGAUGUGGCGUUUGUCCUGGACCGGCUGCACUUAGCGGAAAUAGCGGACUGCUGCUUCGAAGUCAAGCUGGCCAAGCCAGUGAAGAAAAAGAACCCGGAGAUACCACCGUACAUUCCCAAGUUCAUAACGCCACGGCGGCUGCUGACAGAGUGCAUAGAUUUCAGAAUCAUCCCGCGAAAGGUUACCCUGCAAGUGUUGGCCAACUACACGUCCGAUCCCUGCGAAAAACGGCUGCUGGAAAUCCUGGCCUCGAAAGAGGGUUCCAGCUUUUACAGUGAGUUCAUCGUGCGCAACGAGAUGACCUUCCUGCAUGUGCUGAAGAUCCUCUCCUCGUGCCGUCCAUCGCUGGCAAUGCUGAUCGAGCAUUUUCCCCGUUUGCUUGCGCGGCCAUAUUCAAUCGCCAACUGCAGCCAAAGUGGCUUCUUGCGUGUCAUUUUCGCGAUGCUGAACGAAGGCAAGGUCGGCAUCACGACGACGAUGCUCGAGAACAAACUUCUGUACGCUGGGCGCUUCGACAGGCACGUGUAUCUGUACCUGAGGCAGAUCAAACCGGCCUUCCAGUACCGAGAGGAAGACCUCGAGAAGAACAUCAUCAUGAUCGGUCCCGGAACAGGCGUUGCCCCGUACCUGGGAUUCCUGGAGUACCGCAAGCGGGCAAAGCAGUCCAACAAGAAGGUCAAGCUCGGUACGGCGUUACUUCUCACCAGCUGCCGGCAUCGGGACAGAAACAAUCUCUUCGAGGAGGAAAUCAAACAGUACGUGCAGCAGGGUCUGCUUGACAACGUUUACGAAGCGUUUUCGCGGGAUCCGGACAGUCGGUACAAAGUCGUGCAGGACAUCAUCGAGGACAAGAAGGAGGAGUUGAUCAAACUGCUGCAGGAGGACAACACCAAGCUGUAUCUAUGUGGCGAGGGGCGAACAAUGCUGCCGAGAAUACAGGACACGAUUGCCACCUGCAUGAGUAAAAUUAAAGGCACUCCCAAGGUGGAAGCUGACGCGCUCAUGGGAGAAUACAAAAAGUUGGGCAAAUACUUGUAUUACUCGAUGAUACGUUAUUGAAAGUGCGAUGGUUGGUGGACCGAAUAAAAGCUGAAAAUUGACUAUAUUUGAUUGAAUAUACUUGUUUCGUACUA